UUUGAAUGUUGUACCUAUGAUACUUUUCUUUACAUAAUACUGAAGCACACGUGGUGGAGUGAAAUGAAAAGGCUGCUCAUAGGCUUUUCCUGGAGGUGACGUCACCGCUUUCUUAAUAGGCAAUAGGCUGAGCUUUAAGAGGUGCGCUCAUUACAGCUUUUCUCCCAGACUGAGAGCUCAUCACGGGGAAAAAAUGGGACACAAGUGACAAGGCUGAGCUCUGAUAGCAUGUAAUGGUUAUUUCUUUCUACUUUAGACACCACUCAGGAUAUAUCGUACAGCAGUGAGUUGAUGUAAUAGCCCCUAAAGGAUAGGGUUUUUUUCUACGCUUAUGCGUAAAAACGCGCAUUUCGAAUCAUCCUAUGGGCCCGCUGUGAUCUCCAGCCUCUAAUUUUUGUGUGUGUGUGUGUGUCAGAAAUGCUUUUUUUUCAUCAGUUUACCUGUUUGGAGCUGUUGUCCAUAUGUGGAUUGUUGCCCUGUGGAGCAGAAGAGCUGCAUCUAACCUCACGGACGGUGAUGUAAUUAUUCAGAUUCGUUCGGAUAACGUUGGAUUUGCUGGAUCAUACCCAAGCAAGUCAACAGCGAAGUGAACUGGGACGUUGGAGAAAGAGAAACAGAGUACAUAUACAUAUAUAUAUAUAUUUAUAUAUCCCUACACACUGUGCUGGGAAAUAACUCCAGACAAUGCUUCACUGUAGCAGUUGCGAGAAGCCUAUCAUUGAUAGGUUCUUACUGAAAGUUUUGGACAGACCAUGGCACAUCAAAUGUGUCCAGUGCUGCGAAUGCAAAUGCACUUUGACAGAGAAGUGUUUUUCACGAGAAGGGAAACUGUACUGUAAGAACGACUUCUUUAGGAGAUUUGGGACCAAGUGUGACGGUUGCGCCCAAGGGAUUUUACCCAGUGAUCUGGUCCGCAGGGCCAAAAGCAAAGUGUUUCACCUGAACUGUUUCACCUGUGUGAUGUGCAACAAACAGCUGUCCACCGGAGAGGAACUGUACAUCCUGGACGAAUUCAAGUUUGUCUGUAAAGAGGACUAUCAGAACCACAAUGGGAAAGACACAAUCCUGCUCUCAGUCACGACGUGCAGCGACCCAAGUCUGUCUCCGGACUCCCAGGAUCCGCAGGACGACGGGAAGGAUUCAGAAACGGGACAUUUAUCUGACAAAGACGGGUGCAACAACGAGAACGACGAGCAGAGCGCCGUCGGGAAACGACGCGGGCCUCGGACCACCAUAAAAGCCAAACAGCUCGAAACCCUGAAGGCGGCGUUCGCGGCCACGCCGAAACCCACCAGACACAUCAGGGAGCAGCUGUCACGGGAGACCGGCCUCAGCAUGAGAGUCAUCCAGGUUUGGUUCCAAAAUCGGAGGUCCAAAGAGAGACGCAUGAAGCAGCUGAGCACCCUGGGCGGCCGGAGACACGUGUUUUUCCGCGGCCAGAGGAGGAUGAGAGCACUUGGAGAGAGGCUGGAACCAGAGGAGCUCGGGCAUUUCUCUUAUUAUGGAGAUUAUCCUGGUGAAUACUAUGGCUCAGGAGGGAAUUAUGAGUACUUCCAAGGCCCACCGUCAUCCCAGGCUCAGACUCCAGCAGACUUGGGCUUUGUGCCUUCCUCUGUCCCUGCUGGCACCCCAUUAGGAGUCAUAGACCACCAUCAUCCAGGGCACCACUGUCCUGGAGAGCUGCAGUGUUUCUCUGACUCCCAUCAUCCUGCGGACUCACCCAGUCCAGAGCCCCACAUGCCGGGCUCAAUGCACAGCAUCUCCAGUGAGAUGUGUGGCCCGGGCACACCCUACACCACUGUUUCUCUCAGUGACAACGGAUACACCAACCAGCUGUCACAACCCUCCUCAGAAAUGAGCGAAGGCACUGUUUGGUAAUCCAGCCCAACCCCGAACAAAAAAGGCACACUUGGAUUUUUGAAGGCAAAUCAACGUUUGUUUGUUUUUUUAAUGCUGUUUAUUUAAAUGUACAUUUAUUUAUUUAUUUAUUUAUUUAUCUAUUUAUUUAU
Molecule: messenger RNA, 2009 nt
Organism: Larimichthys crocea (large yellow croaker)
Lineage: Eukaryota; Metazoa; Chordata; Actinopteri; Sciaenidae
Product: LIM/homeobox protein Lhx1
Exons: 5
Coding region: 685-1878 (397 amino acids)
Biological process (GO): neuron differentiation; regulation of transcription by RNA polymerase II
Cellular component (GO): nucleus
Molecular function (GO): DNA-binding transcription factor activity, RNA polymerase II-specific; RNA polymerase II transcription regulatory region sequence-specific DNA binding; zinc ion binding
Source: RefSeq, a predicted model, not a curated record